GUAAGGACCCACCCCGGAAGUGUGCUUGCCGCCAUUUCAGGUUUAGGCGCGCGGCGUGUUCGGUUGUGUGUCUCGAGUAGGCGAACGGCGUUUUUCUUCUUUUUCUUUUCAACUCGGUUUUAUUUCCACUUUAUCAUUUUUAAAAGGUGAGUAAAGAAGUGAGAAGCAGAGAUGAGUUACGGUAGACCUCCGCCCGAUGUCGAGGGCAUGACCUCGCUGAAAGUGGACAAUCUGACUUACCGAACCUCGCCCGAGACGCUGCGGCGCGUUUUCGAGAAGUACGGCCGCGUCGGAGACGUGUACAUCCCGAGAGACCGGUACACGAAGGAGAGCCGCGGGUUCGCCUUCGUGCGCUUCCACGACAAGCGAGACGCCGAGGACGCGAUGGACGCCAUGGACGGCGCGCUGCUGGACGGACGCGAGCUGCGCGUGCAGAUGGCGCGCUACGGACGACCGCCGGACUCCCACUACGGCCGCCGCGGAGGACCGCCGCGCAGAUACGGUGGCUACGGACGGAGGAGUCGCAGUCGCAGUCCCCGGCGCAGGAGACACAGCCGUUCCCGCAGCAGGAGUCGCUCUCGCUCCAGAAGCAGAUCUCGCUACAGCCGCUCCAGAUCCAGGUCCUACUCUCGGUCUCGCUCCCGCUCUAAGAGCCGCACACCCCGCAGGAGCAAAUCCAAAUCCCCUUCCAGGUCCCGAUCCAGAUCUAAGUCCAAGUCUCCUUCCAGGAGUCGCAGUCCCCGCUCGAACAGAGCGUCCAAAUCCAAGUCGAGGUCCAGGUCCAGGAGCAGACCCAAAUCCCCUGAGGCCAACGGAACCGCCCAGGAGUCGUGAGCCCGAGUGCAGCUGCUGAUUCCUGUAUGCAAAAGAGGAGUUUGGGGGCAGUUUGAGAGCAGUUAGUGUGUGGUCCGUCCAUUGGCUGCCUGCUGCUGCUUGGCGGUUGCUAUGGAGCAGGUCGGUCUCAUUGAGUGUUGAGGUGGUGUUGAGGUACGUUCGAAGGACGACGGACUGAGGCCUUUUUCCAUCUUCCUUGUCACACGCCCCUAGACGAAAGCAGGACAGAAAAAAAAACCAAAAAGGCGGGAUGCUUUCUCAAAGCCCGUGUAAGGAGUCAGCGAAGCAACACGUAUGAUUUGUCUACAGUAAUUUAAUUUAUUUUCAGCGGUUGCUGAUGUCUUAAAGUUGCUUUCAGAAAUGCAUCCCCUACCCCCAGGUUUUCUCAUUUCGUUGAGGUUACUCAACACCAGUUAGGGUUAAUCAGUAAGUCGAGCAACUCUACAACAGACUUGUUGCUCAAUAGACAAGUGUAAAAGGUUUGCCUUUUGUAAGCACAGGAUUUUUCUUUUUCUUUUCUUUUCUUUCUUUUUUUUUUUUAUUUUAUUUUAAAUUGAAGGUGGCCAAAAGUGACUAGUGCUUAGACAGCAACUGCUGCUUUUUACGGAAAUAUAGGAAAUAUACAAGCUACUGUGUGCUUGUAUAAUGAUCCUGUGCCUUAAAUUCUUUAAAACUCACUGACUCUUUUCUUUCCUAGAUGAUGUCAGAUGAAUGAGUCUUCAUUCCGAGGAUCACAUCGAAAGAAAAGUCCAUCUGAGGAUUUCUAUAUUCACCUUAUCAGACCAAAAGGUUGUUGCAAACUCGGUCUACAUCUUUUUAAAACUUUUUUUUUUGGCCUUUGUUCAGUUGACCAGAAUUUUCUGUACCAUAUUUUGAAGUGUGUGAUCAUAUUGAAUUGAAUAUUUGCGCUUAAGUGAGAUUCUUAGGUGGAAAGUUUUUUUUUUCCUUCAUAUUUUUUUUUUGCUAGUUUGUUCAUUUGUUUAGUACUUCAUGUAAGUAAUCUUCCAGCCAAUAAAGUAAGUUCAUUUUAUUCAAUUCAUUACGUCUUUUCUUUAAUGCAGUGUGUAUUCAAGUCUCUAAUGUAAUAAAGCUGAUUUUUCAUCUCUGUAUGUAAACUCUGGCCAGAUGUUUAGCCCUAACACAUGCAAGUGUAUUAAAAUUUGGACAAACGCUUUUCACGUAAAAUCACAUUCUCUACCUAUUUGGAUUUUUUUUUCUCUUGUGUGUGUUACCUGCUAAUUUGGCAUAUCUGUGAUUUUCUAAUGCUCUCCCUUGUGUAUUUUUUGUGCACUAGGCGCAGUUGCGCAGCAGUUGAGUAUUGCUGGUUAGCUGUUAAGGUGGCGUGUUGCAGUGCAGAGUGCUUGGCUGUUUCCAGUAUUCUCCUGAUUGCUCCCGUGUAACGCCUUGAUUUGACGGUUUUUAAAGCUGCAGCAGAAUGACCUGCGCGGGUCCUUCCUGCAAACCUUUCGUUCGAUUAAUUUACGCAGUGGGAGGUAGUGCACCAACAUUAUCACGUUUUCAAUGGCAGCAUUUGUUCUGUGGAAACGUACACAGCUGUAAGCUCCAUGUGAAUGCUAAUAAAAUUUUUGUGCUAA
Messenger RNA from Pangasianodon hypophthalmus (striped catfish), 2429 nucleotides. RefSeq names its product serine and arginine rich splicing factor 2a (gene srsf2a). The coding region runs from base 172 to 834 and encodes 220 amino acids. The transcript is spliced from 3 exons. NCBI's taxonomy places the organism in Eukaryota, Metazoa, Chordata, Actinopteri, Siluriformes, Pangasiidae. Gene Ontology annotation, molecular function: RNA binding. The record is from RefSeq and is a predicted model, not a curated record.